UCGAGACCGAGGACAGUGAUCCCUCCGUCUCGUCAUCCCUGGAUCGUCUCCUCAAGAUCUAUUGUAAAGUUAGUCUUUGUUGUGUUCACCCUUUUGCACGAUCCAGAAAACUUAUCACAUCUACAGCCUUUACCAGGGACCAUCAUUGACAUUGGCAUUGCAGCAAAGCAGCUGCAGGGCAGUGUUUAUCAUUUGACUCUCAGUCUCAGUCUCAGGACCCAGCUCUCGGCGUAUUUUCUGGCGCAUCGAUCGGCGAGAGUUACGGGGUACCACCGGGGCACGACGGCGGAAUGGAACAGAAUGGCGAUAACAAAAGUAGUGGGGCAAUCAAACCCAAUCUUUCAUUUGAACAAGGUGUUAAUCUUGUGAAAAGACUCUACAAACUUCAGGAUGUUGUGUGCUUGAAGGAAUUCAUGAGCUAUGACAACCAAAAUUUGCUGAUUGAGGCCCGUCGCCCUGACAGCGAGCCUGGGAGUCCUUUGCAGAAGUUUGUACUGAAACUCACAAAUACCGAAGAUUCGAAAGAUUUUGCAUUUCAUGAACAGUUGAACGAAAUCCUGUUGCUGGUGAAAGGGAGUGGUAUACAAUGUUGCUGGCCUAUCAAAAAUGCAAGUGGCAAGGACUUAAUGCUGGAGAAAUUAUCCUUCAAACAUAAAGACACAGAGGAAAUCCUCCAGGGUGAGUUUUUAACCCGUAUCAUGACCUACAUACCAGGCCAGUUCAUCGGGGGUGCCCCGCUGCUAACGGCUAAAAUGUGCUACGAAGCUGGACAGCUACUAGGGCAACUAUCGACUGCACUACAAAAUUACUCCGGUGAUAAAUCCAUAUUUAUAAAGAGGGCUCACGAGUAUGCCUGGUGUCUAGGUAAUGUCUCCAGGGUUGGAAACCUAUUGCAUGUGCUCAAAGAUGACUCCCAGAGAAAAUUGAUUCGAGAAGUACUGGAUUCUUUUCAAGAAAAGGUCACGAAGAGAGAAGAAAAAUUGACAAAAGGAUUCAUUCAUGGUGAUUUUAAUGACUACAAUAUCCUCGUUAGAGAACAGUCAUCUUCGUCUCUUUGUAACGGUGCUGGCUCUGGGGAUGAGAAAGACGUCGCCGGAAUUCUGGACUUUGACGACACGAUGUACUCAUCCAUCGUCUACGACAUCGCCAUCGCGAUCAUGUACGUGAUGCAGUGCACCAACCUUGAGCGCGACCCCAUGGAGAGUGGGGGAAUCAUGCUCGCUGGCUACCUGUCGAAGCACGCCCUUUCUGGCGACGAAUGGGAAGCCCUGUAUUACUGUAUUGCGGCACGUUUUGCUCAGUCGUUGGUCAUGGGACUGUACGCCCACUCACAGCAGCCUCAGAACACCUACCUAUUGAGCACCCAGAAGGUAGGCUGGCAGGUGCUCUUUGACCUCUGGGGUCAAGAGGUCGAUGACCUUUAUGGACAAUGGAGAAAAAUAAUAAAACAAUACAAUGAUUAAAACACAAUUUUUUUAAAGUGAAGGGGGUUCAUGGCCUUUAUGAACAGUGGAGAAAAAUAAAUCUAUAUGAAUUUUGUAAGUGGAAUGUUGGUGACCCCCUAGGGUCAAGAGGUCGAUGACCUUUGGAGCGAUGGAUGAAAAAUCAAGAAUAAUUUUGUUGAAUCAAAAUAUGAAUUUGAUGAGUCGAUCUCGGUGACCUCUGGUGUCAAAAUGUCAGUGGUCUCUAUGGGCAGUGGAGGAAAAAGAUAAAAUAAACAAUGAUACACAAUAACCUCAUGGUUUGAUAGUUGUUGACCUCGUGGGUCAAGAGGUCAGUUGAGAAAAAUACUGGAUCAGAACAAUGAAUCAAAAUAUGAAUUCGGUGAUUUGAUUAUUGGUGACCUCUAGUUUUUUAACUCUGGGAUCAAGAGGUCGGUGACCUUAUACAAGCAUUGAAGAAAAAUAAUGAAAAUAUUCAACUUAUGAAAUGAAUAACUCAAUGGAGAUAUAUAUUGCCUUUUCCAUCAUGUCUCAGCUUUGAAAAUACCUACCAGGAUGAUGUCUGUUGUUACUUCUCAGUUUGAGACGAAACUAUGUACCACGUGACAUUAAAUUCUAAUGGUCAAUAAAGGGUCACUGUGAACUACCCAUUCUCAUUCCAGUGAUAAGUCAUAUUAACCCAUAUUUCAGAGGCCAUUGUAAAAUAUGAAUACCCGGUAUCUAAUUGGGCUGAGUCGGAGGUGUGCUUUAUUGCUGCAAUGUUUUGAUAACCCUUGUAUUCAAAUUCAUUUUCUCUAAUCAUUUGAUUAAAUUUCUAAACCUGCUUUUU
This is a messenger RNA of Lytechinus variegatus (green sea urchin), 2271 nucleotides long. It is a transcript of the gene hykk, whose product is annotated as hydroxylysine kinase-like. NCBI's taxonomy places the organism in Eukaryota, Metazoa, Echinodermata, Echinoidea, Temnopleuroida, Toxopneustidae. Bases 291 to 1463 code for a protein of 390 amino acids. The transcript is spliced from 5 exons. The record is from RefSeq and is a predicted model, not a curated record. Gene Ontology annotation, molecular function: amino acid kinase activity.